Molecule: messenger RNA, 576 nt
Organism: Colletotrichum godetiae
Lineage: Eukaryota; Fungi; Ascomycota; Sordariomycetes; Glomerellales; Glomerellaceae
Exons: 2
Source: RefSeq, a predicted model, not a curated record
GGAUAGAGGAGGGGGAGGGGGGUUGGAGAGGGACAUGGGGGGAAAGGGAUCAGUGCCAAUGGUGGGCAGCGUUUACUUGGCUUGAAGCACGGCCGCAGAAGGGCCGAUACCUCUUCUUACCGAUACCUGUGGCAGAUAUGCCCAAAAAUUUCUGGUGACCGCCACGUUGGGAUUGUUUACUCUCUUUGAAUGCUGGCGAGAUACGUGGAUUGCUCAUCUUCAUGUUGUUCGUUAUUUCUUUCACUGCUGGCGGCUAUCAAAGAAGGGACCAACCAACCUGGCAAUGGUUUGUUUGGUAUUCGCAUUAAGAGAACCGGGCAAGGUCUAGCGAGGCGCGGUGUUGGACCCCAGGUUUCUUUUACCCCUCACCUUCAAAGGUAUUGGGUCCAACCAAACCGUGCUAAGGUAGUGUAGCCGUAGACAUGUAUUUUGUCGAUCUGGUCUAGGCCUCCGAGUCGUCCAGUUCCCAAUUGAAUGAGGCCGACGGUCAUUCUCCUAGGCAACAGAAAAACACAGAGAUUCCCAUCAUAUCCGUCAGGAAAGAAUGACGACGGGAGGCUCGGGGUCGAAUGCAGU